Messenger RNA from Cyanidioschyzon merolae strain 10D, 360 nucleotides. RefSeq lists its product as hypothetical. Lineage: Eukaryota; Rhodophyta; Bangiophyceae; Cyanidiales; Cyanidiaceae. The transcript has a single exon. Bases 1 to 360 code for a protein of 119 amino acids. The record is from RefSeq and is a predicted model, not a curated record.
AUGAAAGCUGGUGUUUCUCAGGUUAUUGUAGAUACGUUUGUGGUGGCUUGUCUCGGUCUUGCCGGAGCCAUUAUUGGUCUGGAGUACGCUUUGGACGGUGACGAAGCCGCCUGCAGCGAACUCACCAACGGCAAGGACGAGGUUGCCGACGAUGCCGUUCGGGCACACGUGAGUGCAACGUGGCGCAGCGCUGCACUUUCGCGGGGUAGCGCAAGUGCCUGGCGGGACCUGAAACUGUUUUUAGACGAGCACGUCGCACCGGAGCUACCCAAGAUGUUCCGUUUGAUCGGACAGCAUUGGCUGACCCCGAAAACUGCCUGGUUGUGGUCCGUGGUAAGCAGCUGGCGGGCAAUCGCCUGA